AUGCCAUUUGUUGUCCAAGAUGUUCUUCAGUUCAAACGUACCGAACGUCAAAUACGUGAAAAUCACGAACGAGAAUAUUCGAAAUAUAUUUCAACGGUCCGUCAACAAGUCCUUAGUACAAAUGUAUAUUAUUUAUCGGAUGAACACGUUAAAGAAGUUGAACUUUCGCGAUUAAGAUUUAGUUUCGAGAAGAAAAAACAAUAUGAACGUAUUAAACGUGAAAACAAUGUUCUAUCUGAACGUUUAUACGCAGCAAGAAAACGUGCAAUGGUUGACGAUAAAAAUCAAACGUACAAAAAAAAUUUAGAUAUAUUCAAUGCAAAAUAUUCUCAACAACGCAUCAUCGACUAUAAACGUAUUAAUAAUGAGAAUGAUGCUCUAAUGAAACGCUUCAAUAAUGUAACUACAAAUCUAGUCGAUAGAAAUCAAUGUGAUCAGCAAUGGCGAAAACAUAUAGAAAUUAUGAAAAAAUCUUGUGAAUAUCCGGACAAAUUGGAGAGAUUUGUUUCCAGUGGUAAUAAACACCGGCCCAAACAAAAAUGUGAUUGGGAUAAACGAUAUGCUGUUAUGCUUCGAAAUUCAUCACAAUCAACAGAAAAUCCACUAAAUUUACUAAUGCAACUAUCUGAAUAG
This is a messenger RNA of Rotaria socialis, 633 nucleotides long. NCBI's taxonomy places the organism in Eukaryota, Metazoa, Rotifera, Eurotatoria, Philodinida, Philodinidae. The record is from the annotation of a GenBank genome assembly.